Salvia splendens (bonfire salvia) is the source of this 836-nucleotide messenger RNA. RefSeq names its product Histone superfamily protein. Gene Ontology annotation, cellular component: FANCM-MHF complex. The record is from RefSeq and is a predicted model, not a curated record. Gene Ontology annotation, biological process: resolution of meiotic recombination intermediates; replication fork processing. The transcript has 4 exons. Bases 110 to 520 code for a protein of 136 amino acids. Gene Ontology annotation, molecular function: chromatin binding; protein heterodimerization activity. Lineage: Eukaryota; Viridiplantae; Streptophyta; Magnoliopsida; Lamiales; Lamiaceae.
AUAAUUUAUUUUCCGCAAAUUCUUUUUAGAAUCGAGCGAUGGAGCCCUAGAAUUUCUAACUCAAAAUCUGUAGAUUGAUUGACUGAGUGUGAGAGGAUAGAGAGGGGAAAUGGCAAGCGAUGUGGAGCGAGGAGAAGAAGAAGAAGAGGAAGAAGAAUCGGCCAGCGAGCUGUUAAGGGAUCGAUUCCGCCUCUGCACAAUAUCCAUUGCCGAAACUGAAGCGAAGCGAAACGGCAUGGAAAUUUCUCAGCCAAUAAUGGCGUGUAUCUCCGAUUUAGCCUUCAAAUAUGCUAAACAGUUAGCAAGAGACGUAGAAUUGUUUGCACAGCAUGCUGGUCGCAAGUCUAUAAACAUGGAAGACGUCAUACUUUCUGCUCAUCGCAAUGAUCAUCUAUCUGCAUCACUGAGGUCCUUCUCCAAUAAUCUAAAAGCAAAAGAACCUCAAUCUGAUCGGAAGAGAAAGAAGAUCACGAAAAAAGAAGACAAAGCUGCUAAAGAAGUGCUCCAUAUUGAUUCCUGACCAGGAAAUUUUCAUGUUUAGAUCUGCAUAUAUAAGCUAUUUUGCUUCAAGGAUCUAAUCCCCUUUGAAACAGAUGGGAGACAAAGAAAAUGUUUGAUAUUUAUGUGAUGUGAAUCAACAGAGAAACCUAAGAUGGUGGUUGAACAGCCCCAGCAUAUCCAUUAAACAGCCAGGAAAUUAGUCUUGUUCUUACUUCUUAUGUUUAAUUUUUUACUUUCACAUUUCCUUCAUUUCUUCACAUUUUGACUUGAAUAUAUCCAUGUUGAUGCAGAAGGUAGUGAUCGAUAUCUAUAAAGACUAUAGUUGAGUGGGUCAA